AUGGGCAGCAUCUCAAAUGGCCACAACAUUCCCCGGAUCUACGAGGGCAAACUCGCUCUUGUCACUGGCUCGGCACGAAGCAUCGGCGCCGCCAUCGCCCGCAACCUCGCCAGCAAAGGCUGCAACGUGAUAAUCAACUACGCAACAACGUCGUCCGACAAAUCCGCCUCCUCGCUCGCGCAAGAACUCACCGAAACGCACAAAAUCGCCGCCCUCCCCCUCCGCGCAGACAUCUCCAACAAAGCCGAAUGCGAGCGCCUGGUCUCCACCGCAAAAGAAUUCUUCGCGUCCAACACUCCCGGUGCCGCUUCAUCACCCUUCCAAAUCGACAUCGUCGUCCACAACGCCGCGAUCCUCUCCCUCGGCCCCCUCGAAUCCGUCGUGCCAGACGACUUCCACCGCAUCUACGAGGUCAACGUCCUGGGCCCUAUCCUCCUCACCGCCGCCUGCAAGCCGUACCUCCCCACCGACCGCUCCGGCCGCAUCGUCAUGCUCUCCAGCAUAAACUCCAAGGUUGGGACGGAGAGCACCACGCUUUACGCCGGGACAAAGGGGGCCAUUGAAGCCAUGACGCGCGUGUGGGCUCGUGAGCUGGCUGAGCGUGCGACCGUCAAUGCUAUUAACCCCGGUCCGGUCAUGACGGAUAUGUAUCUCUCUGCGCCGGAUGAGGUUAAGGAGGGGUUGGCGAAGUGGAACCCGUUGACGCCGCUUGUGGCCGUUAGGGAGAAUGAUAGUGCAGAGGUCAAGAAGUUGGGGGAGAAGUUUGGGGGGCGCGCGGCGUACGCGGAGGAGAUUGCGGGACUUGUUGCGACGAUCUGUAAUCCCGAGUUUGGGUGGUGUACUGGCAGUAUUAUUUCGGCGAAUGGGGGGUUGGCGUUUAGUAUCUAG
Aspergillus mulundensis is the source of this 888-nucleotide messenger RNA. RefSeq names its product SDR family NAD(P)-dependent oxidoreductase. Bases 1 to 888 code for a protein of 295 amino acids. The transcript has 2 exons. Lineage: Eukaryota; Fungi; Ascomycota; Eurotiomycetes; Eurotiales; Aspergillaceae. The record is from RefSeq and is a predicted model, not a curated record. Gene Ontology annotation, molecular function: oxidoreductase activity, acting on the CH-OH group of donors, NAD or NADP as acceptor.